AUGUCAUCUACUGCUCAAACUUAUUUUAUCACUGGUGGUAAUAGAGGUAUUGGAUUCGAAUUAGUUCGUCAAUUUGCCGAAUUAAAUGACAAAAACAUUGUCAUUGCAACCACCAGAUCUCCAGCCAGAUCUGGAGAAUUAGUUGAAUUAGCUAAGAAGUUCACUAAUAUUCAUGUUAUUGAUUUAGAUGUUGGUGAUGAGAAAUCAAUUGAUACUAUUGAUGCUCAAUUAGAAAAGAUUGGAAUUAAAGGUAUUGAUACAUUUAUUUCCAAUGCCGGUAUUUCAACUUCAUUAGUCCCCACUUUAGAAACAAGCAGUGACAUUUAUUUGCAGCACUAUAAAGUUAACACCUUAGGACCAAUCUUAGUUUUCCAAAAGAUUUAUAAAUAUUUAAUUGCAAAGAAAACUAGAAAGGCUAUAUUUGUUAGUUCCGCUGCUGGAUCAAUCACUAACUUUUUGCCAUUACAUACUACUGCUUAUGGUCAAUCAAAAGUUUCAUUAAACUUCUCUGUCAUUCAAUUAUCCCAAGAAUUAGCUUCUCAAAAUUUCAUUGUUAUUCCAAUUCAUCCAGGUGUGGUUGCAACUGGUAUGUCAGAGGCUGCUGCUGCCCAUAUUAAGAAAGUUAAUCCAGAAUUCUAUGACUUGGUUAAGGAUAGUAUGAUAACUCCACAAGAGAGUGCUGAAGGUUUGAUUCCUGUGAUUGAAGGAUUCAAAGAAAAGGAUACUGGUAUCUUUUACGAUUAUAAAGGUGAAGUGUUAACUUAUUAG
This is a messenger RNA of Scheffersomyces coipomensis, 768 nucleotides long. Its product is annotated as SDR family oxidoreductase. Gene Ontology annotation, molecular function: oxidoreductase activity, acting on the CH-OH group of donors, NAD or NADP as acceptor. The record is from RefSeq and is a predicted model, not a curated record. Lineage: Eukaryota; Fungi; Ascomycota; Pichiomycetes; Serinales; Debaryomycetaceae. The coding region runs from base 1 to 768 and encodes 255 amino acids. The transcript has a single exon.